This is a messenger RNA of Schistosoma margrebowiei, 572 nucleotides long. The record is from the annotation of a GenBank genome assembly. Lineage: Eukaryota; Metazoa; Platyhelminthes; Trematoda; Strigeidida; Schistosomatidae.
CAUUGAGCACAGUUUUCGUGGUACUGUACAUGUUAGUUUGAUUCAAGGCGCGACUUGCAGUUUCUUCACGUUCCGCAGACACUACAAUGCAGACUGUAUCCAACCAACCGAAAGAGAAACCUAAGGCAGUACAAGUGUUUGGGCGGAAGAAAACAGCAACAGCUGUCGCUCAUUGUAAACUCGGGUCUGGAACCAUCAGAGUGAACGGCAGACCAUUGGAUGUACUGGAACCACGUCCUUUGUUACCCAAACUAAUGGAGCCAAUCCUACUCCUUGGAAAACACGGAUUAUCUACUUUGGACAUCAGAGUUCGGGUCAGUGGUGGUGGUCGAGUGGCUCAGAUAUAUGCUGUCAGGCAAGCUAUUGCUAAAUCAGUCGUAGCAUUCCAUCAAAAAUACGUCGAUGAGUGUUCUAAAAAUAUAAUUAAGGAGAAGUUCGUUCAGUAUGACAGAAGCUUGUUAGUUGCUGACCCAAGAAGGUGUGAACCAAAGAAGUUUGGCGGUUCCGGAGCUCGUGCAAGAUACCAGAAAUCAUACCGUUAAAGCUAGCUUAAAUAUAUUCUGAUGGCUAUA